Molecule: messenger RNA, 8151 nt
Organism: Dunckerocampus dactyliophorus (ringed pipefish)
Lineage: Eukaryota; Metazoa; Chordata; Actinopteri; Syngnathiformes; Syngnathidae
Product: adenylate cyclase type 8
Exons: 21
Coding region: 3169-6792 (1207 amino acids)
Biological process (GO): intracellular signal transduction; adenylate cyclase-activating G protein-coupled receptor signaling pathway; cAMP biosynthetic process
Cellular component (GO): plasma membrane
Molecular function (GO): adenylate cyclase activity
Source: RefSeq, a predicted model, not a curated record
GUCACGGAAGUGGAAAGGGGAGUGACACUCGGCCGCCUAACUAAGGCUUCACCUGGGCUUCUUCAAUCAGGAAAACCGCAGGAUUUCCUUUGGCCUGUGGAUGUUAGCAAGCCAAAAUUUGCCGACGUUUUUCCUCACACGUUAACAUAACACUGCUUGCAUUGCAGCGUUGUUUAACCAACGACACAUGAUGACAUUAACUCCAAUUUAAGGCAUCCGGGUAGGAAUUACGAAUAAAAACCGGUGUUGGUUACCAUUCAGCUAACAUAAAUGCUUAGCCGUAGCCAUAAGUUUCCAUUUCACAGCUGACGCCUAGCUGACUUUUCUCUAAUUUGGGAACUGUUAAUUAUCUUGCUUUGGGUUAUCCGCCAACAGCUGAUGGUGUUAUGAAAUAUUACUGACAUGGUUAACAUCUGUAACUAACCUAGCUAAUGUUAGCUGACUACUACUCAUUUGAACUAUCACGACCUGCAGAAACAGUCACCGCUUACCAUAAAAUGAACAGCAUCAGAAGUCUCGACAUGUAUUCCACAUCCUAGUCGUUAAAUUGGCCUUUACCAGGACUAAAUGAAUAAAGUUAAGGCAGCGAUAUGACAACUGCACUUGCUACCAGUCGCGUUACUAAACAUGAGUCAACCCACGUCUUGACCGAACAUGCUUUGAAUACAAACACAUCACGUACAGGGGACGAUAUUAUUCAAAUAAAAUAUUAGUUUUUUAGUGUAAGAAGAUCAAUUAUUAAUUAAUUAAUUGGCAAGAUACUGUACAGCCUAAUUGUUUUUUUAAUAUUACAAUGACCAGCGUGAGAGUACGUUCUUUUUUCUACCACUUGGUGACAGCGGUGAGUCAGGAAGCUAAGGCUGGAUUUUUUUUCAUACGGUGGCCGUCAGGGGAAAACUCCAAACACAGAAAUUAUACACAAACACACACAAAAACACACACAAAUAAUUGUGCUCACUGGAUUCGUAGGACACCUAUCGACAAACAACCAUUCACACUCAUAUUCAUACCCAUGGAAAUUUUUGAGUGUCCAAGUAACCUGUUAUCUAUGUUUUUGGAGAACAUGCUAACUGCACACAGAGAUGAUUAGAACCGUCUGUGAGGCUGAUGUUUUAAACACUAGCAGUGCCUUUUAUAUUCUAUAUUUUCAACUAUUCCUUUGACACAAGGUAGCGCUGUGCUCAGCAAAAAGGGACAAGCUCAGCACUCCCAAAGGCAAAAGUGUCAGCCUGUUUUACUUGAGCACCAAUGACCAUCAGCUCAUUAGUGCCCAGCCAAAGUACUUUGCCUUAAUGCUAAUUAGCUUGGAGGGGCUUGGCAAUUUCACUGAUCUCUUUUCACAAUAACUUCCCAUUGAGUGCAAACUCUUUCACUGACGGCACCAUGGCUUCAUUUACACCGAAUGCCAUUGGCAGGUGGAUGUAGGCUUCAGUUUCCUCAGACCUUGUAUCUUAAGCAGUAAAAAUCAUUGAUAGAUUCACACUGAUUUAUUUAUCCUGCCUCAAAAGUAAGAUUGUGUUAAACAUAUAGCUUCCGUACAGCACGUGAUGUUCCUUAAUGUAACCCUCAUAAUCAUGGUAAGCAAAAUAAACAUACCAUACAUGCUUACCAGUUGUAAUGUAAAUGUGGCUGCAGCUAUAAGUGAGCUAAUUGCCUUAGACCCCGUGGGAACCUAUUAUUAGAUGUACACUUAUGAGCCGCACUGGUCUGAGCGAGUGUACACACUCACGUUGGGACAGAUGGGAACUCAUUUGAUCAGUCUUAGGGGCUUUGUGUGUUGCCAGGCUACAAUUAGCAAAGAAAGUCUCAAAACUGUAACCAGCUUACAGCCGUGGAGAUGAUAGCACUGCUAAUGCUUUCUGCCCAGCGAGAGGACGUCAUCAUCAUAAUAUGCCAUCAUUUAACCCUUUUUUCGUUAGGGAUAAUUUCAUCUUUUUCGUUUCAGGUCAUGAUUAAACCAUGAAGAUAUCAUUCUGAAUGAGGAAGGGCCUCCUCUCAAACAGACAGUGGUGUUACGAGGUAGAAGUCCCGUACCAGUCAAAAGUUUAGACAUAUUUUGUCAUUCAAUGGAACGGAAAGGUGUGUCCAAACUUUUUGUCAUGACCUGUGUGACAGUUUGUUACAUUCUGCCUGAGUUUCAGUUUUGAUGUCUUUUUGUUCCACUUCCUGUUUUGUUCCGUUGCGUUUUCAGCUGCCUUUACUUUUCUGUUUAUGUGCACCUGGCGCUAAUUUGAGUUCCUCCUAUUUAGUUCUGCUGGUAGCUUCUCUGUUUGUUGGAUCAUUGUUUUUGACACAUGCCUCUGCAAGUUUCCCUUUUUUUCCCAUUUGAGGCCUUUUUUUCCCCAGGUAAAAACAUAACACUUGGUACCAGCAACCACCUUCACCAUAGCCACGUUUCCAUCAAGCGGUACAGUUCAGUACACAAAACCUUCAUUUGGUUAGGGCUUCCAUCGGGUGUGUAAGUAAAGAAAAAGGAAAAAAAACAGGCCUUUAUUUUUUAAACAAAGAAAAUAAAUAAAUCAAUAAUUAAUAAACCAAAAUACACAGCUGCAUUGGUCUUACAGCUGUGAAGCAAGUGCAAACUUCAGGUACAUCAUAUGUGACGGUGUGGAAACAACUGAUAUUGAUAGGAAGCAAUAACAAAAGGCAACCUCAAUUGAGACAGUUCAUUGCCAUUGAAACACUAGAGGAACAAUUCUCCAUUGACCAUCAACGGAUUACGCAAGCAUUUGUACAAAUAAAGGCCUCCUCUCAAAGAAACGCCUUACUUCAAAUACUGCAGAUCCUGUAGCCCUGCUUCCUGCCAGUUAUGGACUUCCUUUCAAAACAGACCAGGUGGUGACCUACUAUCCUGCCGGAACGGCUCUACCCGUCUUGGCUGCAUAUUUGUCCUCCUUCUUUAUUGGAUAAAAGUCCCAUGUUUCGUUUGUGGAGCUACUUUUAUUUAAAAAGUAUUUUUUGUUUUCUGGAUUAUGCCUGAACUUUCUCAUCCCUGUGCGGAUCAUACAUGUAUGCAAGGCGAUCCUCAAAUAUGGAUUAUGAUGGGCUGUCUGCCUGUAUCAUGGCUAAAAGCGAACACAAGGAGCUGAUACGCAAAAUGCUGAACAUUACAGGCCGCCAUCUUUACCAUAUCUGCCAUCAACAACUAAAGCCAAGGUUGCCAUCGCCAUGGUGACCUUUGCUGAGACAACACAGAUCUCCCCUAUGGAGCUGUGUGAGCCACCCUGCCCGACCGCCACCCUGUCCCCCGGCCUGAGGCGUAAAAAGAUGUUGUGGCAGAAUGCUGUGAAACACAUCAUCAUCCAGCAGGAGCUCAGCGCCCAGGUGGGUGUGGAGCCGGCACACAAGAUCUUUGUGACGGAUACCUACAUGAAAGAAAUCAACAGACAAAUCCGCAGCAAGGCUUCACGUGGAGUCAAGCGACGCUCCUCUACGUUCCGAGUCCACCCUUCCCAAAUCUGUAGCUCCAUAAGCAUGCACAGCAGCGUGGGAUCAGGUUGGAAUGAAUACGCCAGCGAUGCCGACUUCUUUGUGCACUGGGGCCGCAUUAUUCAUGGGAUCUAUAUACCCACCCUGAGGCACACCUUUAAGUCCCGAGACCUGGAAAAACUGUACCAGCAACACUCCUCCCACCAAAGACGCAACUCCUUAGCCAUCACUAACGUCAUCGACGCAGUGGCCAAGCUGCAGAUCCUGGUUCUGUACCUGGCUUUGGCCCCUGAGGAGGUCACGGAUCCACUGCGAGGCUGCUUGACGUGCAUGUUCAUGGUGUUUGCAGUGGCGCUGUGCAUCGGGGUUUUAAACUUUAAGGGUUCCAUGUCGCCAAAGUGGCUCCAUUAUGCCGGGCUUGCCAGCUGGCUGUCGCAGUCCACGCAGGUAUUGGGAGGACUCGCGUACGGACUGGAGAAAGACCCGUCGUGGUACCUUUUGUUCACAUUGUUUGCCACAUACACGCUGCUGCCCUUACCUCUUCUGUGGGCCAUGUGUGCUGGAUCGCUGACAUCUGCAUUGCAUCUUCUACUGGAGAUCAUAUGCUACCGCAACGAUGCAGUACUUUUAAGAAAGGUGUUUGCCAAAGGCCUUCUGUACCUGGGUAUGAACACAGCAGGAUUCUUCAUCCACUACCUGACAGAUCAUUCACAGCGACAGGUGUUUCUAGAAACGCGGCGUUGCAUUGAAGGACGCCUCAAACUGGAGCAGGAAAACCAGAGACAGGAGCGUCUGGUGCUAUCGAUCUUGCCCCGAUUCGUAGCCUUGGAGAUGAUCGCCGACAUGAGUUGCAUGGAAGACGAGCUCAAUCCUCAGGAAUUUCACAAGAUUUACAUUCACCAGUAUAAGGAUGUCAGCAUACUUUUUGCAGAUAUCAAGGGCUUCACUCUGUUAUCCAUGAACUUGUCAGCUCAGGAUUUGGUUCGAACCCUCAACGAGCUCUUUGGACGCUUUGAUCGCCUGGCCGAGGAGCACCAAUGCCUGCGAAUAAAGAUACUCGGAGACUGUUACUAUUGCGUGUCAGGAGUCCCAGAGCCACAGCGUGCCCAUGCCCGUCACUGCGUUGAGAUGGGGCUGGCUAUGAUCAACACCAUUCGGUCUGUACGGAAGCUCCUCAACUUUGACAUGGACAUGAGGAUUGGCAUCCAUUCGGGCUCUGUGCUGUGUGGGGUGCUAGGUCUGCAGAAAUGGCAGUUUGACGUCUGGUCUUGGGAUGUGGGCAUUGCCAACAUGCUAGAGGCGGGCGGGAUACCAGGGCGAAUCCACAUCUCCAAGGCAACCCUGGACUGCCUCGAAGGCACCUACAAGACGGAGGAUGGACGAGGAGGGGACCGGAGUGAGUUUCUGCGGCGACACAACAUUGACACCUUUUUCAUUUGUCCCCUGGAGGACAGAUAUAAAGACGACUACAAUGAGACACCCAAAGUCCAGAAAAUAAUUCGAACCUGGAAUCCAGAGAUUCCAUUUGGGAGCGCCAUUGACAUGAAUAGUAUCUUGGCCUCAUUUACCAACGGAUCACUACCCAACAUUUGGCGGUCCACCUCCAAGGAGAUUAAUGAACGCAUCAAACAUGCCAUUGAGGUUCGAAGCAGUGAGCGUAUGCAUCAGGAGCACAUCAGUCCUCUGUCUCUGGUGUUCAAGGAUUCACACAUUGAGGACAAGUUUUCCCAGAUGAGAGAUGAAAUGUUCAACUCCAACCUGGUGUGCUCCUUUAUCAUGCUCCUAUUUGUCAUGGCUGCCCAGGCCCUCAUCUCUGCUCCCAGGUCAGGAGACACCAACACAACUCGAUUGUUGGCAAUGAACAUUUUGUCUUGUACCGUUCUGUCUUUUUUCUGCAGGUUGUUCCCAGCCAUCCUCCAGUUUUCCCUGUUUCUACUCACCUACAUGCUGCUGCUGCUAGUCGUGUUAGCUGAAGAAUUCAAGUGGUGUCCCGCUAGACUGCAACACUUCUGCUGCUGGAUCCAUGAAAACAACAAUGCUCGCAACAUGCUCACCCUCACUGCGAUUGUCAUUAACUUUGGUUUAGCCUCCAUGGACAUGGUAUGGUGCAUUCUCACGAACCGAGAAGAGACUAAUGUGAUGGACAGUGCCAACAUGCCUUCACGUUCACUCACUGUGUGUUCUUUCCCAGAGGUGUUUGUGUUGAGCGGCGUGAUCGCCAUGGUGACGUGCGCAGUGUUUUUACGCCUCAACUCCCUGCUGAGGCUGGCUGUGCUGUUGCUGGCGGUGGCCGUCUACUCCUACCUCAUCCAUCUGGCCUUCCUCUCUCUUGCACGCCACGACAUGCUGCACAGAUCUCAUUAUGUCAGAAGGAAAUGGAUCGCCAUUCUUCUCUUGGUCAUGUUUAUUGUUGCUGUCUUCUACAAUGGACGCCAGUGGGAAGCCACUGCCAGGCUGGACUUCCUGUGGCGGUUGCAGGCUCAGCAGGAAGUGGAGGAUAUGAGGGAGCUGCGCGAACAUAAUGAAUGUCUUUUGCACAAUAUUCUGCCUGUGCACGUGGCCCGACACUUCUUGGAGCGCAGCAAGAACGAUGAGGAGCUUUACUCCCAGUCAUAUGAUGAAGUGGGAGUCAUGUUUGCUUCUAUUGCUGGCUUUAAUGAGUACUUUGAGCAAAAAGAGGUCAGACAUGAAGGUGUGGACUGCCUACGACUGCUCAAUGAGAUCAUUGCAGGCUUUGAUGAGUUGCUGGAGGAGUCAUACUUUGACUAUGUGGAGAAAAUCAAGACCAUUGGGAGCUGCUAUAUGGCCGCUUCUGGUCUCGCUCCAGAUGGACAGUCGUCUAUGGAUGAAUGGAAUCACUUGAGCGAGCUGGUUCUGUUUGCGAUGGCAAUGCAGGAGACCUUGAAGGAGAUUAACAGGCACUCGGCCAAAGACUUUCAGCUCCGUGUCGGCAUUGCGCACGGGCCGGUGGUAGCAGGCGUAAUCGGUGCCAGCAAGCCUCAGUAUGACAUCUGGGGGUCAACGGUGAACUUGGCCAGCCGCAUGGAGAGCACAGGGGUGAGCGGACGCAUCCAGGUGCCCGAGGCAACUAGAAAGAUUCUGGCGGAGUGGGGCUUUGCCUUGGAGCUGCGAGGAGAAAUCUUUGUCAAGGGGGUAAGCGAGUGUCAGGGCAAGGUGCGCACCUACUUCAUCAGCACCAUGCGCAGCAAGAUAGCCAACACUUCCCCAGAUGGACGUCCGGGGGGCAGAACCAGUGGACGCAUGACCAUGGCGGGAAUAGUGUUCAGUCUAGUCCAAGCCAGACACAAGGAGAAGCUGAGGGAGACCAACGGGGGCUUCAAGCUGACACGCUGCGCCCUCUAGUGCUGAUGAGUGGCAGCUGCUUUCAUUCCACCCUCCUUCCGUGUAUCAUUAUGCUUGGACGUCGCUUAAUUCACCAUACGUUGAAAUAAUGACAAAGUUUUCAAAUUACAUAAUUCAAAGGCCAAUAAUCUUGCAAUAGGUUCUGAUACCUUCAAGCCAAACACACAAAUUACCUCAAAACAACCACUAUCACCUCACAUAGAUUCCCAAUGGCCUAUACAUCGAGUGUUUUUUAAAAAUGUUUUAUUCUCUAUUUAUCUAUCUGCUUUUUGUAUCUGUAUUUUGUCAGUGUUGUUUUAACAGAUUAAUUCAUGUUUUCUACACUCCAUUUUUAUUCAGGAUACAGGAUUCAAGAUUCAAGAGAGUUUUAUUGUCAUGUGCAUGGUAAAACAGCAGUUAUACCAUGCAAUGAAAAUCUUAUUCUGUUCAUUCUCCCAAGAAAAGAAAGAAAAACACAAGAAAGAAUAAGAACAGAAGAAACAUAAACACAUAUACAUAAAUACCAAUAAAUUAAGCAACAACAACAGAAGAGACAUUAACACAAGUAAAUAAUACAAAUAAAUAAAUAAAUAAAGUGCUAUGAGUGUGUGUUGCGUGCGGCGUGUCUGAGUGCUUCAUUGAGAAGCCUGAUGGCCUGUGGGUAAAAGCUGUUUGCCAGCCUUGUGGUCCUGGACUUCAAACUCCUGUAGCGUCUGCCUGACGGUAGGAGUGUGAAUAAUGAGUGUUGUGGAUGUGUGCUGUCCUUGAUGAGGUUGUGUGUUCUGCGUAGGACUCUAUAUGUAUAAAUGUCUUGCAGUGAGGGGAGGGCUGCCCCAACAAUGUUCUGUGAGGUCUUGAUCACCCGCUGGAGUGCCUUCCUAUCACGUGUUGUACAGUUACCGUACCAAACAGUGAUGGAGGCGGUAAGGACACUUUCGAUAGUGCAUCUCAAAUGUCCCACAUCUCGUAAAAUCUACAUUUGCUUGCUGUGUUAUUUAAAAUGUGAAUUCAAGAGCACAUAAAGUUGCUUUCCAAUUAUUUAUUGUCAAUAAUUAGUCUGAAAGGACCUAUUAUAUAUUUUACACUUCUUAUAUGUGACUUAAAUUAGUAUGUAGUGUGUAAGGAAAGGUCACUGCCUAAAAUACCUCUUAAUUAAAAUACCGCACCUACAUGAUUUGGAACACUUUUUUUUUUUUUUUAAAGAAUUAGAGGUAAUCUAUGCUGUUUGCUUCAGAUUUUUAUGGUUAAAGGAAUAAUGGACGGGGUACUGAAAUAAUUUUUGAAAUUAUUAUCAUUCUGAGACUGUAAUAGUGAUAUCACUUUAUUAGGAAUACUUUUUGCUAAUAAAGUCAAAUACAAAAAGAAAAAAUAAGUACGUGA